Durusdinium trenchii is the source of this 1777-nucleotide messenger RNA. The record is from the annotation of a GenBank genome assembly. NCBI's taxonomy places the organism in Eukaryota, Dinophyceae, Suessiales, Symbiodiniaceae.
CGCCCAGUUGGUCACUGGCCCAUUUCUUGCCGGGCGAAGAGACCACGGCCAGCCACCCGCUAUGUUGGAGCGGCACUUGCCGCCGCCGCCCAGCUGCCCCUUGCUACACAGCAAGUUUGGAGCGUUGAAGAAUGGAGUACCAAAGUAUGUACCUCAAGACGCUCUCAUCGAGGCGUUCGAGACGGCGCAGGCGGAGACCACCGCACGGAUCCGCGCUGGGCUGAGCCUACCAGCGUCUCCGGAGGGGAAGUCGACCACCUCCAGGUCCUGGCCUCACCGGCGCCAUGGCAGCGAGCCACCGCCCUCGCCGUCCAGACGACAGCGGCUGCUGGGGCUGGAGCUCCCACAGCCGCCCCUCCCACCCGUGGCUGGCGAGCUAAAGGUGAGGCUGGAAGCCUUGGAACUGGAAGCGAAAAGAUCCCAUGCACAAGAGCUAGAGCGGAUGCGGGAGAUUUGCAAUGGACUUCAGGAAGACUUAGAGCUUUGCCGACGGAGUUUGGAUGAGAAGGGAAGGCAGGAGGAGAUGGCUCAGAAGGAGCUGGCACGCCUCCGAGCGGAGCACGAUCGGGCCGAGGCUGAGAAAGCGCGCCAGCAGAGGAGCGAGUCCAAAGAGACUCUCCGACUGAAGGAGGCUUUGAGCCUUCUGGAACAAAGCGAGCAGGACAAGAGCCGUCGGCUUCAAAUGGAGCAGGAGGAGGUCGCACGUCUCCAGACUGAGCGGGACCGGGUUGAAGCUGAGCUCAGGGACUUGCAGAUGGAAAGCCUACGGAGCGCCGAGCUUAAGGAAAAGCAGCUGCGGGAAAGGAUGGAGACCGAGAAGAGACAAGAGCUGCUGCAAAAGCAGAAAGAGCUGCAGAGACUAGAGGCAGACGUCCGAAGGCUGACCGAGAGCGUGGAACGAGCGGAGGAGGAGAAGCGGCAUUUGCGAAAGGCCCUGCAAGAGCGAGAAAGGGUGGAAGCAGAGCUGAGGGACUCCUUAUCGAAUCUCAAGGGCCGCGUGAUGGCGCAGAAGCAGCAAGAGAUCCUUGGGACGAUGCUCCCGUGUCACGUGAGGAGGGCGGGGAGGAACGAUGUCAGACAGUUGGUUGGUUGAAAUGCCAAGAUCCGACAGCGCUCGGCCCAUCUGGGUACGACUUGGUUCCUUGACAUGACCGGUCUUCUUAGCGGGGCUUAGGACAUGAGAAGUUACUGAAGAAUGAGGCAACCUGCGCAGACAAUAUGUAGAGGAUGAGAAGUGAUUGGUCUUUACCAUGGAGUUUGUUGUUCAUUACCCCAUUUGCAUGCACAAGCAUGCAUACAGGGCCGCUAACUAGCACAGAGCAAUGAAGUCGCGUUGGGCAAUACCCGCAGUCGAAGCCAUAUUGUCUAGGAGCUUCUGUGAUGAUAUCCCAGACACUCCAUGUAUGUCAUAUAUGCCGAUCAGGCCAGGGGUGGUGGACUGGGGGUCUUUCUGGAGCGGCGCAUAUGGCAGUCCCAUUAGUCGUGUCUGGGCCUUUGAUCAGGGCGGCAAUGCUCAUGACGUGUUGGUGCACUGUUUUGUUUGAUGUGUCGGUGCCACUGUUUGAUACUUUUUGACCCUUUUGUGGUGUCGUGGAUGGUGGCAUUUUGGAGAGACCUGCCUGUUCAUGCCAACAAGGACCCGGAAUCAACAAGAAUCAACCAGAUGUAGUGCUGCGAGUGCCAACAUGAGUACAGCACCGUUUUUCAUCGCCAAAGUCAUCCCUCAAAGGUGUUGCUUCGCAUUCAAGUCCCCAACCUCCAAAAAACACAAUUCUCU